This is a messenger RNA of Porites lobata, 9212 nucleotides long. The record is from the annotation of a GenBank genome assembly. NCBI's taxonomy places the organism in Eukaryota, Metazoa, Cnidaria, Anthozoa, Scleractinia, Poritidae.
GCAGGGAAGAAUCAUGUUUCUGUGGAUAAUGACAGCGAAGAGUCUACUGUGGGAUGGAACCCUAUUCCACUGUAUGCAGGGCAGAUAAAACCCCUACACAGGCAUACCAGCCCCAGCUCCACCGAGAGCUCAGUAAAAACUGGUAAGGAACUAGUUAACGUCGAUCCCAGCAAUGAGAAAAUGGAGAAAAUCUUCACCAUGCGCGAGCUUGCAAUGCGAAGAUUGGCCAAAAGACAUAAAACUGUGUUACCUCAUACUGCCAAGCGCACUCGCUUGAAUGUUGACGUUUCCUUAAAUUUGCUAUUUAAGGAAACGUCAACGUUCGAGCGAGUGCGGCCAAUUUGCUACAGGCAAAGUAACUGGUAACUAUCCAGAACAGUUCUUCAUAUUUCCCAGCCUUUCUAGCUUUCCCACAGCAGUUAGUUUUAGACUGAAAUGCUUUUUUUUGACGCGACGUUGAUUGACUACUGUUUUACCCUUACUUGUUAUUUUCAUUCAGAAGUUUUCUCUUGACAGAAGAGAGUAUAAUAAACCUUUUAAAUACGAGAAAAGCUUACUUUAAUUUGUAACCACGACUAUAGGAUUUAAUGCACCAGACAUUAGUCUCGAUACCAAAGUUAGAUUUUAAUGCUCUGGUUGUUCAAAAGAUGGAUAACGCUCUCCAUUCAGAUAAAAUUCUAACCAAGGAAUAACGCAAUUGGUUCUCGUACUACUUAUAUUCACUAUAGCGCUAUUAGACUUGCCUACAAGUCGAGCUCGGAACCGGAACCGGAAAUGGGAAGCGAAGGACUUUGAAAAAGUCUAUAGCGCUAUCUACUUUUUGAGUAGCUGAGGCCUUUAUAGCGAACCGAUGUCAACUCAAGAGAUUACAAUAAGUCAUUUUGAUCAGCGUUGUCCAGGUAAAAAAGAAAUAUCUAAGAGGUGACGUAUUUUUCCCCUUUUAACAUAAUGUCUGCGUUUUUAUCCUUCCAGAAGUACCAAUCCAGAGGAAAGUGAAACUACCCAUGAUCUUAACACCUUUACCGAGUGCUAAUGAGGACAAGUUCUCCUCGAAGAUCAAUGAAGAAGGCGCUGAUACUAAAGACAAAAGCGACACAAACAGUGAUCAUUCACAGCAUGCGCAAGAUAUUCCUAAACCCCGGAUGACAGAGCACGACCGCCCAACACAAGGUGGCACCGACUCUAAGACGCGCCAGCACAAACCAAGCGCGCAUUAUGAUAUAACAUCCCCAGGCCUACGUUGGACUGCGUACGAACUCAGGACUGAAGUUACACAGAAAACCCGAAAACGUUACAAAAAGAAAAAAAACAAACUGUCCCAGCGUGCAGACGACGUCGAGGAGGAUAAUGAUGAGGAUGAUAAUCAACGACAGUCAAGAUCUCUUGUCAAUUAUGCAGCGAUUGGUGCUGGUGUAAUGGUGUUCCUGUUUAUAUUUGCUGCGUUGGCUCGUCUGUGGUAUGUUUCUUUGAUUUCACAAUUAGGGAGACUUCGCUCGUUUGUGAAUUUGUGUUAGUAGAACCUGGCUCUCUGUCAAUUGCCAAUGUUAUAUAAGAAUGUUUUUAAGGUAGAAACUGAUGGUUGUCAUCGACUGUCCUCAUUGCUCAUGAAUAACAUUUUUCUAAACUCACCAUGAACUUAGCUUCAGCAGUAUAAGUCACUUUUUACAUUCCGUUUACAUUAAGAUCCUGCAGCACUGAGUCGAUUCUAAAUUGACCAGCUUUGCAAACAAAAAGAAAGCACAUCACGUCGUUAGUAGUUUUGUAUAGCACGUCUUCAUUGGUGGAUUUAUUACUAGGUUUACGGUAAGGUAAACUAAGUUGUAUACCAGGGAUCGCGCGCAUGCGAAUUUUAGGAUAGGAUACCUCUUUCUAAACCUCUUUCCCAAUCCCUCUGCUAAGUGUUAUUUCCGAGUUGAGAUUGAUUCUCUCUAGUCUCACCAGUUUUUUCGAAGUCUUUCGUCUGCUCUUCGGUCCCUCACCAUCGUUCACAAUAGCAUAAUUUUUUUUUAUCUUUAACUUUAUUUAAUUGCAGGGGAAUCUGUAAGAAAAGAUGCUCAGGGAGUACCUAUCCUGACCCUGGUUGUAAUUUCAAUUCACUGCCUAACAUCAGCGAGCAGCUUAGCGAGGAAGAGAUAAUCUUUGAGAGGACCAAUCUGAACUGCGGGACGCGGACAUCAAGGGACUCUGCUACUCACAAACCUGAACCAAAUCCACCAUCUUACCAACUGGCAGCAACACACUUUGAUGCCCAGUCUCCAUGGACCCUAAGAGACACUCCCGCAUCCACACCUUUGAUGGCAGUUUCUGCUGAAUGUUCUGACUGUUCACCUGGAGAAAACAUUUGCGUUGCGGUUGAUAUUCCUGAGCCGAAUCUACUGUCUAAAAAACCUACUGCUUGUACCAUUGUUGACCUCUCUGAAUCCAGUCCAGUCUCUGUUGUUAUUGAUGCUCCUGAAUCCGAUUCCUGCGUGGUUGUUGAUAUACCCGACUUGAGCUCUCCCGACACCUCUUUCAGCUGCUCGUCCUUAAAAGACACUCUCAAAUCCACACUUUUGAUGGCAGUUUCUGCUGAAUGUUCUGACUCUUCACCUAAAGAAAACAUUUGCGUGGCGGUCGAUAUUCCUGAGCCAAAUCUACUGUAUAAAGAAUCUACUGCUAGUACCAUUGUUGACCUCUCUGAAUCCAGUCCAGUCUCUGUUGUUAUUGAUGCUCCUGAAUCCGAUUCCUGCGCGGUUGUUGAUGUACCCGACUUGAGCUCUCCCGACACCUCUUUCAGCUGCUCGUCCUUAAAAGAAACUCCCAAAUCCACACCUUUGAUGGCAGUUUCUGCUGACUGUUCUGACUCUUCACCUAGAGAAAACAUUUGCGUGGCGGACGAUAUUCCUGAGCCGAAUCUACUGUCUAAAGAACCUCCUGCCUGUACCAUUGUUGACCUAUCUGAAUCCAGUCCAGACUCUGUUGUUAUUGAUGCUCCUGAAGCCGAUUCCGUCGCGGUUGUUGAUGUACCCGACUUGAGCUCUCCCAACACCUCUUUCACGUGCUCUUCCUUAAAAGACACUCCCAAAUCCACACCUUUGAUGGCAGUUUCUGGAUGUUCUAUGGAAAAAAGUUGCGUGACGGUCGAUAUUCCUGUGCCAAAUCCAGUUUCUGAAGAACCUGCUUCUUGCAUUGUUGACCUCUCUGAAACCAGUCCAGUUUGUGUUGUUGUUGAUGCUCCUAAAGUCGAUUCAUGCGUGGCUGUUAUCCCUGAGAUGAACUCUCCGGACACCUCUUUCACCUGCUCAAGCUUAUUUGAUGAUGCCUUUUCUUGGUUUUCUUCAUCAUCUUUGACGUCCGUGUCAUCACUCGAUAUCACUUCAGCAGAACCGGAAGCCUCAUCUCUUACACUAGAACCUGAAACCUACUGCUCCUCACCGACACUAAAUUCUACAGAAGCACUGGAGCCAAAAUUGGAAAUCACCUACCACCACGCAGCCUUAGCAACCGUUGAACAAGAAGUGGUUAUACAUGCUCGACCAUCUGAGCCUUCGAUUCCAGUGACCAUCGAACCAGAGUCCUCUUUACCCACUGCGGAAAAUCAGCCACUGCUAGAAACAUCUCUCACUACAGAUCCGGCCACGCCCAAGCAAUCCUCAAGCUUCGAUUUAUCUGCUACUGUCUCUGGCGAAUCAACACACACAGUUUCCUUGGCAACAGAAAUUGUUAGCUCAUCGCAAGAGUCUUGUAAAACUCCUGUGGCAGCAACAGAUGAUGUAAUGUUGACUAUUGAAGACGAGGAAGGUGAAGUUUUUCUUCACGCAAGCAAUAAAUCAGGAGCUGAAACUAUAAUAAUGACCCUGAAUAGUGAGAAUGCAGAACGCGCUACACGGUUCGUGGAAAGUCCGGCAAGUGACACAUCUGGCGAGACUACAAAACCUAGUACAGUUGAAGCUUCCGGUGUGACUGCUAAUGCUAAGGAUAGUUGUGCGGAGAACGGCAAUAGCGACAGGUAACCCUUUCGUAUACCUUCUAUCGAUACAUAGUACCUGUUUCCACAUACUUUGCAUCCUUUUUGACCGCAGGAAAUCCACCAUGUUUUAAAUAUGAAUAAAUAAAAAAACAGUACCCUUUCUCGACUUUUUCACAGCCAUAAAAUGCAUCUGUUAUACCCUUUUUUUACCACGCUACCCUUUCGUAUAAUUCAACGAGUGAAACCCCUAGCUUUUCAUUUACCUGAACCCUGAAAAACAAACCCAUUUCGGACGGAACCUCCCUCUAUAGUCUAUUAUAGGAAGUACCUAGCUCCCCUGUGGCUUACGAACUGCAUGAUUUCUGGGUUGAGAGGGUGCUUUGAAAGGAACCAGGUUUUUGGUAGCUAAAAACCUCGGGUGGUUUCUCUUGGAUUUUGAGACAUGGAGAGAAUUUGGCACCUAAUCGCUUUCUUGAUUUUUUGCUUUACAGAAAAUUGUUGCCCAUCAAAUCUAAAUCCCUGAUUAAAGACGACAGAUCUGAGAAGAAGUCCUGCUCUUCAACAAAAAACUCAUUUCCGAUUUCUGAUGCUUGUCGAUCGACGAGCUUUACUGAGAAGGAUCUUGAUACUUCUUCCUCUUUGUUUCCUGGUUUAACGGGCGAGAAGCAGGUAAGAAAUUCUAUAUAUUUUCAAAUUAAAUGAUUAUGUUUAAAUAAUCCGUGGGAAUGGGUGCAGUUUUGAAACUCUUUUCUAAAACACUUUACACGGUAGAUACCGUAUACGAGUUUGUCAUGCGACCCCAUGUCGUCUCGCCUACGGGAUGUAGAUUAAUAAUGAUACUAAUAAUAAUAAUAAAAAGUGAAAAAAUUUUAUUGACAACAAUGCUAACUAUUAAAAUCCUAUUUACAAUUAAUUCGCUCGAAAAAAAGAAAAAACUAUUCAUUCAAAACACUAUUUACAAUUCCUGUCGAUUUAAAAAGCACUUAAUUUAGCUUAGAAAGAGUUAGUUUAACUAAGGAAAAUUUAUUCGAAUUAAAAACAUUUCAUUUCAAUAAAAAAAAAACUGUCAGCCUCUAAAAUUCAAAAGUUUCUUUCAACUGUUUAAAAAAAUAAAAAUAAAAUAGAAUAAAGACAAUUAAUAAAACAUCUAUAGCCGUUGAGUCACUAGGGAAGUCCUACUUGAUAAUAAUAAUAAUUAUAAAAAUAAUAAAAUAUUUGGAGCAUUAUACAGAAGUCUCAAUCAUCUUACACGGUAACCCUUAGAAAAGUAAAGAAAAUACAUACAUCCACAUGAGAAUCUUUCACACUUCAAAAGAGUUUUCUCAACAACAGGUCAAAUUAAUAUUUAUAUAUUUUAUUUAGAUUUUAAUACUCGAGAAAUAUAGUACGAUUCAUUAUUUUCUCUCUUAAAAUGUUUUUGUUUCCUACACUAAGAAACAUGACAUUGUUUAUUUUUAAAUAUUUUUUUGUUUUUCAAUUGUAUAUGACGUGAUCUUUCAAUAAGCUAAAUUGUACUCCUUCCAAUUCAUAAACAGACAUCCGACUUGGCAAUCGAGCUAGAGAGCGAACAUGGCGCGACUGAGGUGAUCGUAAAAGGAGAACUUCUUAAUGUGAUCGCUGAAGACUUCGAGCAAGCUGGGUAAGACUUCUCUUUAACAGAAUACCAAGAGGAAGAGAUCGAUUUCUUGAUCUCCCACAAUAUUAAGUAAAAUUGAGUGCUAAGUUUUAGCCUCUUUUUCUUUGGCUUUGCCCAAAACGUAUCUAGACAAGCUGGAAUUGAAAGUGGUUGUAAGCGUUUUCUGUUGUCUUCUAUAUUCCAGCAACGCAACGCAAGGUGUUAAUGGCAACCUGUUUUCUUAAGAUUUUGGUAUUCAACUAGCGCUGCGUUGCCGGCUUUGACGUUUUAAACAGAAGAUUCCAGCAGACUGAAGCUUGGGUAUUAACACUACUGUAAUUGCACACCUAAAAUGGGAAUCUUGCAUUUUGUAUUAGAUCUUUAAAAAGUAUUGCAUGACGUGGAUGUUCAAACUUGUGGUUCUUUGAGAAGGAAAUAAAUAAAACGUUUAUGUCUGUCGCAGCCCAUUCAUGAUAUGUGUUCUUUUGAAUUGGGCCCAGUUCUCUAAAAAUAGAGGAACACAAAUACGACAAAUACGCGCUUGAACUUGCGAGCCUCCAGCUAGAAAGGUUGCACGUAUGUAAACCGAAGGAAAACCAGAAAGUGUGUUGGUUACCUUUGCAUGUCGUUCUAUUUUAUAUUUCAGCAUUACCAAACAAACCGAACAUCAUUCUGUUUUAAACGCUAAUGCUGACGUAUUCAUUCCACGCUUUCAAGCAACUGGCGGCCCAUUUGAAUCUGCAGAGCGAUUUGGUAAACUGGAGCGCGGGUAUGUUUUAUACUUACGCACUUAGGAUUUUUAUCAUUUAUGUGAACUAAAUAAGGUAUUGGUUUACAAGUAUGUGAGCAUGUAAACCAAACCAAAAGGAUCGUCCUCCCACCAUGUGAACAGUUCUAAGAUUCGAGCCAUCUUGUAGGUCACUAACUGAAAACCGCGAAACCGUGUAUAACUCAAUUCUAAAAGAAAUCCCUAUAAAUAAAUUUCCAAACUAUCAUAAAACCGGUUCAACUGCAACAAACCGGAUCAGUCCCACGAGACAAGUCUGCUUAGUCUCUUGGCUGCUUUCCAACCUCACAGAAGUCCCACAGUGCUCUAUUUAAGACCCACUUCUCUUUUCACCAGUGCUUGUGAUCAUUUACGUUAGGACGAACCAAUUUAAAAAAUAGAAGAUCCCCUUAAUUUGGCAUUUAAACGGAAAUUUUAUUGUGAUUCUGGCCUAUUGCCUGCUUUUAUUUGCUUUUAGUUGCAAAACAAACUAAAACGUGUUACUAAUUGUUGCCUUUCGUCUUUCCCCUUUUCAGCAUUACCGGACAGAGUGUCUUAAAUGCAGAGGCCAACGAGUUUAUACCAUGCUUUGAAGCCGAUCGCAGAAUUAAAACAGAGAAUUUUUGCAAACUGGAGCUUGGGUAUUAAUGUCUAUAAAAAAUUUAACACAGAGCAUUAAUCAUUCCGGGGGUGGGGUACUUCCCUAUAACAGGCUAAUGGGGAUGUGCCUCUAGAUGGGGUCGCAUUUUCACGACUGGCUGGAUUGACUAUAAUGGGUCCCAUUUUUUUUCAAUAGAGUUACUAGAAUGACGUCGCGCAUUUUGUGAUUUUUGGGGUAAGGCAGUUAUUUAUAUUUAAGGUUGGCAAACGUACCAGAAUGUUCGUACUCUAGAUGAGGUAAAUUGUUUGGUCAAUCAUUCCACGUAAGGUAGAUACAAAAAUAGAAAGUGACAAAGAUGGGAUCUGUAAUUGGCCACAGAAUAAACUUUAAUGGGGUAGAGGCUCUGAGAGCACAGGGGCACAUAAUCAGCAAAAAUUAACCUACGUAACCCCCCCUUCCGUGAAACAUUCAUGAGACCUAGUUGAGUUUGGGAGUCCUUUGAGAAAGGAAUUUUGUUAAAACACGCGCGCCGUCAUAACAUCAUAAAAUGUUGACUUCGCUCACUUGUAUAGAACGUGUUGGUUGCCGUCAGGAUUGACGGAAAAGGAGACUAACAUCAUGUAUUAAACGCUGAAGUGGAUGAAUUUAUUCCAUUGAUAAUCUAAAACAACUGCCGGAUCAGCUGAAACAAAAGAUUUUGUUAACUGAACUGGAGAUUGGCUGUACAUCUUUUGAAGAUAAAAUUCAUUUCUAUUGUGCAGUUAUAUAUCUAUAACAUCGUGGAACUGGAUUUUUGGUAUGAAAAUGUUGGUACCACAAAUGUAGACUUCUUAUACCCACCCUUCACAUUCUUUUAAAGGAUUCCGGUCCAUGACCCUAAAAACCAUGCCCUGCUCAGGGGCACAUUACCGCAAGGGCCAAAUAAGGGAGUGCCCCCAUCCGGGAAACAUCUACAUAUCAAAGAAUUCUCCAUGCAAUAUAUAAUUUACUGCGCGCUCGAAAAAAACAUGAGCUGGGAAAUCAAAAUGAAACACUAAAACCAAGAAUAUUUUCUUUUUAACCCAAGACAAAAUAUCAAAGUAAAAGACUGAAAAGAAAACAAGAAGACAAGAAUCAAAAAAAGUGAAUUUUACAAGUUAUUUUCCUCGAACACAGUAGACAUCAAGUUGGCAAGAUAUUUUAUUUUUAGUUUAUUUUUUUCUUGACUUCAGAAGCGAUUCUUUCAGCCAUGUUUCAGACAAAAGGGCUGUUAAGUGUUGUAUAAAAGCAACGGACUACUCAGAUGAUAUUUAUCUAUUGAUUCACUGAUGAUUGUUUUAGUUUUUUGGGGGGUUUUGUAAUUUGUUUGCCUAAUUUUUGUUAUUAAGGUUGUUCCCAGCGGUCUUGCCCGUCAGGGGGGUGUUCCAGCGUAUUCCGGGGUGUUCCUGGUUUUACAGAAACCCAAGUUUCAGGUUGAUGUAGUUGACAAUCGCCAACUCAACUAAUCUUUUUUCCCCACAGAAUUACCCGGGGAAGGAAUUCGUUAAAUGUAAACGCUAAAGAAUUCGUUCCUGUCGAUUUUCAGGUGAGGAAAUUUUCACUAAUAAUACGACCUUAUCGAAACAACAUUGGUGGAAACUUUCUCAUUUAAUUAAUAUUGCUCCUCAGAAAUUCCCAUGAGCAAGUAUCGGAUCUCCGCCCGCAUGCAAGGCACAUUAUCUCUCUCGCUAUAUUGCAAACAAGAAGAAACAAUUAAAUUUCAAUCACUGUAAAUCCUGAAAUAGUUACUUUCAAAGUAUACUAAUUGCUACUGAAAGACAUUAUAGCUACGAAAAUAUAGGUAUUUUUCCAUACUUCGUAAGAAACGAUUAAAGCAACAUGUUUCGGUUUCUUAAGUUGUAGACGUUGCAAAAAAUCGAGUUUUUCUUAUUCUUACAAUUCUAAUACAAUUAUUAAUAAAAACAUAGUGAACAUUUAAAAAAAGUGAACAUUGUUUAUGAUAAGAUGAUGACAAAAAGAUUUAUUAUUUCGUAUUGGCAUUUUUUAUUGAAAUAUUUUCGAAUAAACGUUAGCAUCGACUUACUUUCAUUUCAAUCAUCUUUGAUUACAGAACAGUGCAAGUGUCUCCUUGUUUGCCCAGCCUGAGCACGAUGUGGUCCCGAUUGCUUCUCCAGCCCAGCCACGCCCUGUUAAAAAGAGACGUCGAGCCAGACGCCGGAAAAAUCACUCCCAGGAUCUUCAGCAGCCAAAAGGUAUUUUAGUCAUGCAAAUAGGAAGUCCCUCACGAAUCGAACCCUUGUGA